AUGAAGAAAAUAAUAAAAUACUUUAAGGAUUUUUAGUCCUAAACAGAGUUUGAGAUUGUAUAUAGAUAUUCAAUAAUAGGUAUUAAGAAGAAUUUUAGAGAGUUCUAAAUUACACUUAGUAAAUGAACUAAAAUACUAAGUUUUAUAAGAAGGCUUUAAUGGGUAAAUAUAGGAGUUACAUGUUCAACAAUCAUUUAAGAUUUUAUAUCAACAUUUUAAAUCAUGCAGAAAUGAUAUUGCUUCCCUCAAGAUAUUAAUAAUUAUUCACAGACUUCUAUUAUCAUGUAGAGAUUUUGGAGACCUUGUUGAUUUAGAUUAGGUUUUGAUCUAUUACAGACAACCAAUUAAAUAACUUCCUAUUCUACAAUAAUUAUAUUAGAAUUUAAUUUUUUAAUAUCGAGACUAUCUUAAAGGGAUUACAGAAAGAAACCAAUAUUUUUUGUUAUGUUCAUGCAAAAUUAAUGAUUUUUAUUAAAUGGAUUUCAAAAAUUAAUUAGCUUCAUAAAUUGUAAUUGUUUUUAUAUUGAAGAAACUAAAACUGGUAAAAUAUUCCUCUUAAUUUAGUUUAUACCUUAUCUAGAGAAUAUUUUAGUAAAAAAAUCUAAUAGUUUAAUAUAAAAUCUUAUAAUUUUGAUACUAAAUGAUGCUAAGAAUAUGUAUGAAUUUAUAGCUUAAUUUGUUUUAUAAAAUCAAUGUUUUAAAUUAUUACUAAAUUAGAUCGUAUCUUGGAUUAGUCUCCAGAUAAUACUACAAAUAUGCUAAUGUACUAAUUGUAUGUGGAUUUAAUUUAAGUGAAUUAUUGGAUAAUUAAGUUAUUUUAAUUAGGAAAUUUAGCAGAAAUUAGUGAUAAACUAGAAUUUCCAUAAAUUUUUGAAAUUAACAGUGCACAAAAUAAAGAAUAUGAAUUAUACAUUUAGUUAAUUAGAAAUAAUUAUGAGAUAGGUUCUCCAGAUUUUUCACCUAAAUUUUAAGAUUUGAAUUAAUUCAAAGUAAAUUAAUAAUAUAUUAAAUAAAGAAAUAAGAAGAGUUUUAAAUAAUUCUUUUAAAACCUCAAUAAUUAAAUACAGUAUUAGGAUAAUCAGAAAGACCAUUAGAGUAUAUUGAAUCAAAUAUGUGA
Messenger RNA from Paramecium primaurelia, 1117 nucleotides. The record is from the annotation of a GenBank genome assembly. Lineage: Eukaryota; Ciliophora; Oligohymenophorea; Peniculida; Parameciidae.